Durusdinium trenchii is the source of this 348-nucleotide messenger RNA. Lineage: Eukaryota; Dinophyceae; Suessiales; Symbiodiniaceae. The record is from the annotation of a GenBank genome assembly.
AUGGCACGCCAAAGUUCUCGGUUCUUCGUGUGCAUUCUGACUUUGUGGAGCUGCGUUGGUGAAGAGAUGGAGCAGCAGGAUAGAUUGAACAAGCUGGCGCAGCUCCUGGAAGAUGAAGGUAACAACUUGAAGUCCAUGGCUGCAGCUCUGCACAAGGAGUCAGCAGCGGUCGAGGAUGCAUUCUCCAGACAGGAGGAGGCUGCAGCAAUGAGAGCAGCUGCCAGUGGUGCCAGCAUGCUGAAUGUGGCAGGUGAGGCUUUGGGCUCUUCGGUCCGUGUGUCAUUGGCAUGUUUGGACGGGCUCCUAGGUGCCCAAUCCUGUGAACAAGAACUAGUGACUAGUGACUAG